This is a messenger RNA of Talaromyces amestolkiae, 684 nucleotides long. RefSeq lists its product as uncharacterized. The record is from RefSeq and is a predicted model, not a curated record. Bases 1 to 684 code for a protein of 227 amino acids. The transcript is spliced from 2 exons. Lineage: Eukaryota; Fungi; Ascomycota; Eurotiomycetes; Eurotiales; Trichocomaceae.
AUGACCUUCGUAUCGUCUAAGAAGCUCGAGCACGAGCAACAAAUAUACGAACAAAACACAGAGCAAUAUCAACCUCCUCCUCCAGCAUACUCUGCGGAACAGCAACAAGAGCUAAAAAAUGAUGCGACCUCAAAAUACCCCCCACAAGCGCAUCACAUGCAAUCCCCAACCCUAACUCUCCAAACCGAAAACACCAAAAUGCUCGGCACAGCCCUGCGUAUCUACGACCUCACAAACCCAUCGCAAGACAUCUUCAACGUCACAGUCGGCUGGAAUAUGAACUUGACCUUCCUCCGACCCGACACAAAACAAGAAUUUGCAUCCGUCAAAUUUCACAAACUGUCCAUGAAAAUGGACGUUUCAUUGCCGGAUACGCCCAUGUUUACGAUUGUAUUCAAGAAGAAACUCAACUAUGAACUAUCUUACUCGUCACCAGCCUUACAAGGGCAAUUAAUGACAUGGAAGACGAGCUGGAAAUGGAAGACGAUGGAUUUUGAGUUCCGUGACCCGGCCGGUGUGAUGGUUGCGCGAAUCAAGGCGAGUAAUUUCAAGUGGAAGAGAAUGAGUCAGAUCGAAUUUUUUGGAGAUGCAUGCAACAAUAAAAGGCUGGUAGAGGAGGUUGUGAUUACCGGGGCGGCGGUUUUGGAAUAUGUUCUUGUUAUGAAUGCUGCUGUGAUAUAUUAG